CCCGGCUGCUUGUGCCCUGAGGCCCUGGAACUGCAGCCAUGGUGGUGUACUGGAGACAGGCUGGGCUCAGCUACAUCCGCUAUUCCCAGAUCUGUGCCAAGGCUGUCAGAGCAGCAAUGAAACCACAAUACAAAGCUGAGACAGAAAAAGCUGCUGUGGCUACUAUAAAAAUAGUGAAACCUAAAAAGGAGUAAGGUGAUUGGCCCUGUGAUGAACUGUAUGGACAAAAUAUCAAGUGAAGACAAGGUCAUGGGUCUGCAGAUGUGCAAUGUAGUCUCUCCA
Caretta caretta (loggerhead turtle) is the source of this 282-nucleotide messenger RNA. Lineage: Eukaryota; Metazoa; Chordata; Testudines; Cheloniidae. The record is from RefSeq and is a predicted model, not a curated record.